AUGCCCCUGAUGCUCUUCGCCACCUGCGUAGCUUUCAAACAGCUCCGAGUCACUGAAAGCUGGGUGUCCCAGAGCAGGUCUCCCACGUGGAUCUCCAUCCCAGUCUGCAUGACGUACUCUGCGGCCCUUCUCGAGAACUCGGUCCUGCUGGUCACCAUCGUGAAGGAGCGCAGUCUCCAUGAGCCCACGUGCAUCUUCCUGUGUGCGACCUGCUGUUCUCCACUGCCGCCAUGCCCCAAAACCUUCAACGUCCUCUGGUCUCUGCCCACCCAUAUCUCUUCCAGUGGCUGUCUGGCACAGAUGUUCUCCCCCUGUUCCGUUUUUGUGGCGGAGUUGGCCAUUUUGCUGGCGAUGGCCUCUGAUGGGUGCAUCGCCAUUUAUGACCCCCUGCGAUACGCGGCCAUCCUGACGUGCUCCGUCGUGGGGAAGAUCGACGUGGUGGCUUUCAUCCGGAGUUUCUGCAUCAUGCUCCCCCCCGUCUUCCUCCUCGGGGGGCUGCCCUACCACGGGCACAACGUCAUGCCCCACACCUACUGCGAGGAGCACAUCGGUGUGGCCCGGCCGGCCUGCGCCGGCAUCUCCGUCAACAUCUGGGAUGGGGCAGCUGCUGGCUUCCUUUCAGCCCGUUUGGAUGCCACGUCCAUCGCUGUCUCCUACGGGUUGAUUUUCAGGUGCCUCUGGGGGCUGCCAUCCCCGCGUGCCUCCCCCAAGGCUCCGCACACCUGCAGCUCCCACCUCUGUGCCAUCACCACGUUUUACACGCCGGCCGCCUUCUCCUUCCUGGUGCACCGGUUUGGCCAGCACGUUCCUCGGUGUGUCCUCAUCUCCUUGGCCAGAUUCUGCGCUGUGGCGCCGCCCAUGCUCAACCCCAGCAUCUACGGGGUGAGAACAAGGCAGAUCUGGGAGCAUGUGGCUCAUCUGCUCAAGCUGGGGGGCUUGGGCAGCAGGGCAUGGCCAAGGCAGGUGGGAAUGGGCAACCGGGCCGGUCUAGUGAUGGGAGGGGUGAAAUAA
Tyto alba (common barn owl) is the source of this 1011-nucleotide messenger RNA. RefSeq names its product olfactory receptor 52D1-like. Gene Ontology annotation, cellular component: membrane. Gene Ontology annotation, molecular function: olfactory receptor activity. The record is from RefSeq and is a predicted model, not a curated record. Lineage: Eukaryota; Metazoa; Chordata; Aves; Strigiformes; Tytonidae. Gene Ontology annotation, biological process: G protein-coupled receptor signaling pathway.